Molecule: messenger RNA, 2048 nt
Organism: Xiphophorus couchianus (Monterrey platyfish)
Lineage: Eukaryota; Metazoa; Chordata; Actinopteri; Cyprinodontiformes; Poeciliidae
Gene: ccdc174
Product: coiled-coil domain containing 174
Exons: 11
Coding region: 90-1739 (549 amino acids)
Cellular component (GO): nucleus
Source: RefSeq, a predicted model, not a curated record
AAGCGGCAGGCAUCUAGUGAUUAAGAAUAUUAGCAAAGAAGAAGGAGUUGGAUCAUGGUUAAGCUAAUGGUAGCUCAGCAGUAGAUUAUAUGGUCCAUUAUAGAGUUAAUAUGGAUAAAAAGAAGAAAACUCUUGAAGUAGCAGCUUCGACGCUGGUGGACCUUAAAGCGGAGCUUUACAGAAAGCAGGAACAAUUUAGACGGGAGAAACUCGGGCAGGAAAAUGCUGAAGCUGGACUCAAGACGAAAGUCACCUCUAAGAAACCUAACAUCUGGAUUAAACAAAACGCUGGCGUGUCAGCUAGAGCUGCUAAGGAUGCAGAGCAGCUGGCAGAGGAGCAGGUCACUCUGGAUACAGCCAGGCGUAAACUGGAGGAGAAGGCCAGACUCUAUGACCAGAUGACAAAGGGAGACUUUCCAGAUGAAGAGACGGAGGCACUAUACCUCGUCGACUUCACCCAGAAGAUAAUCAACAAGAAGAGAGAAAGUUUUGCACAGAAGGAGAUGCAGGAUGAGGAUAAAGCCAGGUUGUCACCCAUCCCUCCUCCCCAGAAUCCAGAUGAGGAAUGGGUGGAUUAUGUGGAUGCUUUGGGACGGUCUAGAAGAUGCAUGAAGAAAGAUCUGCCAAACUUUGUGAAAAUGGACCAGGAUUUUAACGGAAAAGGGAUAAUCCCAAACGACAAGAGCUUACUCUCAGAGGACAUGCGUCGAGAGCUGCAGCGGCAGGAGUGGGAGAGGGAGGAGGAGGAGGCCAUGAAGAGGCCGGUUGGACCGAUCCACUACGAGGACAUUAGAGCACAAGAGGCCCGAGAGCUCGGUGUGGGCUACUUCGCUUUCUCUCAGGACCAAGAGCAGCGCAGGAAGCAAAGAGAAACUCUGGACAUGCUCAGAGACCAGACGACAGAUCAGCGGACGAAAAGAGAACGACUCAAAGAGAAGAGGCAGGCCGUCCUGCAGGCUCGACUGGCCAAGGUGAGGCAGAGGAAGAUGAAGAAGUCAAAGCUGGAUGGCACUGAGGAAGAGGAGAAAGAGGAAGAAAAUCAAGUGGAGGAAGAGGAGGAUGAGCCAGUCGGACCGAUCCCUCAGCCGGACGUGCCGCCAGAGGUCAGCACUCUGAAGAGGGUGGAGGUGGAGAUCCAGGAGAGGAGGGACACCAAGCCUGGAGUCCCUCAUGUCAGAGAAUGGGACAGAGGCAAAGAAUUCAUGUUUAGCGAAUGGAAAACUCGACGUAGAGAUGAGCGAGAAUCUGAGUUUGCCCCUCCCUCUGCAUACUUCGCUGAUGACAAAAGACCAAAACCAGGAAAGGCUAAAAUUCAGCAGAAUAAAUCACACAUGUUCUUUAAGUCAACAACAUUCCCAGAAGAAGCUCCUGAGAGUGAGACCAAACCAGAACCUCCUGCUGUGUCGUCACCGCCUGAGCCUCAGAAGGAAAAUCCCCCAGCAUCCUCUCUGUCUCCACAACCCACACCUCCAGGCAGCUCCUUACCUUCAGCUCCACCUUUUAUUCCUCAGUAUCCGCCGCCUCCUCCUUUUUAUCCCCCGUUUCCUCCGCCGCCUCCCUUUCAGUUUGCAGGACCGCCACAUUCUUUUCCUCCGUUCCCCCCGAUGUACCAGUACCCGACCCAGUACGCAUCCCAGGAGCCGCCGCCUCCAGGAGAAGAAAGCCAGACUCAGCAGGUUUCUGGAGGCGGGCCUCAGAGUUUAGACGCCAUGUUGUCCUUCUACAGGAACUUUACCUGAGGGCUUCCUCCAUGAACAUAAAUACUUCAACUGAGGCAAUAGAAACUGAGUCUCACUAACAAUUAAAGUAUUUAAUAAACAGGUUUUCAUUGAAAACUGUUGCUUUUAGUUUUUAUUUUGCUGUAUUCAAAAAUGUUUUAUCUUUCAUGCUGCUCCAAGUAAAAUUCUUCAUGAAACUCUGUCCAAAGUGGUUUGGAUCUUCCUGAAAUGUGGAAGAUUGUCAUAUUCUACCUUCUCUGUUGCAGUAUAAAAGUAGCCACCAGAUGGCGCUUUACCUGUAUGUAAAAUUAAAAGUGUUCUGGAGCUAUA